AAAGAAUUGGAUCAGAUGUUAGAAAUAGGGAUAGUUAGACCCUCAACUAGCCUUUGGGCAUCGCCUGUAGUAAUAGUUCCAAAACCAGAUGGAAAUAUUCGAUUUUGUGUCGAUUAUCGUAAAUUAAAUCGCGUAACCAAAAUGAACGCAUACCCUAUGCCACGCACAGAUCAAAUGCUCGAAAAGAUUGCUAAAGCUAAGUUUAUUUCUACUAUUCCUUUAACUAAAGGGUAUUGGCAAAUUCCUUUAGACGAUCAAGCAAUUCCCAAGUCAGCAUUUAUUACCCCCCGAGGUUUAUUUGAAUUUACCGUUAUGCCUUUUGGCAUGAAAACGGCACCCGCCACUUUUCAACGAAUGAUGCGGGAUAAAGUAUUACAGGACUUGGAAUCCUUUGCCGACGCUUAUAUUGACGAUGUGGAGGUAUACAUAUACAACUUUUGAAGAACAUAUAUUACAUCUUAGGGAAGUUCUCGAAAGAUUACGUAAAGCUAAAUUGCGUGCAAGGCCCUCUAAAUGUAAGAUCGCUAAGGCCGUUGUAGAUUUUGUUGGUCACCGGGUUGGUAGGGACACUAUAAAACCUCGAGAUGCGUUACGAAACGUACGAAAACGAGAGCGCCCGCGAACAAGUACCAUAGAGAAAUUUCCUAGACCUGAAACCAAGAAACAAGUUCGUUCAUUUUUGGGACUUACUGGGUACUAUCGUAGGUUUAUAAAAAACUAUGCAGAUAUUGCGAUUCCUUUGGCUUUGACUAACCUGACGAAAAAAACUGAGCCUACACGUGUACGAUGGACGGCUGCUUGUGAGAGAGCAUUUAAUGAAUUAAAAUCUCUUUUGAAGUCUCCCCCAAUUCUAAGGCCCCAUCAUUGGGAUGAAUUGUUUAUUUUACAAGUGGAUGUUUCAGAUUAUGGUGUAGGAGCCAUACUUUGUCAGUUAGAUAAUGAAGGUCAGGAUCACCCUGUUGUGUUUGCCAGUAGGAAGUUACAGCCUAAAGAAAUGAAGUUGUCUACAACUGAGAAAGAGUGCUUAGCGAUAGUUUGGGCAGUUGAGAUAUUUAGGUAUUAUCUGUUUGGAAGAAAAUUUAUCCUUCAAACGGAUCAUAACCCUUUAGUUUGGUUAAACCAGGUUAAAAACAAGAAUAUGAAAUUACUGCGAUGGAGUUUAACCCUUCAGGAAUAUGACAUCGAAUUAGAACAUAAGUGUGGAGAGAAGCAUGUGAAUGUGGAUGCGCUUAGUAGAAUGCCAUAA
Molecule: messenger RNA, 1246 nt
Organism: Paramuricea clavata
Lineage: Eukaryota; Metazoa; Cnidaria; Anthozoa; Malacalcyonacea; Plexauridae
Source: the annotation of a GenBank genome assembly